AUGGCGACGAAGAUAAUACGAAUUCUCCCCAGAAGUAUUGGGCGUCGUUCGCCGACCAUCGUAAGACACCUGUCUACAGGCAGCGCCGUAUUUCAGGAGAAAGAGGCACAGCCAUUCUCUUCUGAUGGACAUGACAUCGUUUAUGGACCCUAUCAUCUUCAGAUGCAAGACUCGCUGAAGAAAAUUAUUGACAAAGACAUUAACCCAUAUGUUGAUGAAUGGGAAGCUCAGCGGAAGUUUCCUGCCCACAGAGUUUUUAAAGUUCUGGGAGACAGCGGCUUUUUGGGAAUCACGAAGCCAAAAGCUUAUGGAGGCUUGGAAUUGGACUACUCGUAUAGUGCUGCCAUGGCAGAAGCACUAGGCCAUAUCAAUUGUGGGGGAAUUCCAAUGGCUGUGGGUGUACAGACUGACAUGGCAACCCCAGCUUUGGCAAAGUUUGGCAGUGAUUAUUUGAAGAGAGAAUUCCUAGCACCAUCCAUUUCUGGAGACCUUGUUGCCUGCAUUGGUGUAAGUGAGACCGGAGCUGGGUCUGAUGUUGCCAAUAUACAAACCAAAGCCUCUAGAAAAGGAGAUGAUCUCAUUAUUAAUGGUGGAAAGAUGUGGAUCACCAAUGGAACCCAGGCCGACUGGAUGUGCUGUUUGGUCAACACUAGUGAAGGAAAACCUCACGUGAACAAGUCUCUUGUGUGCCUUCCCAUGAACUUGCCAGGAAUCACAGUUGCCAAGAAUAUAAAGAAGAUAGGAAUGUGGUGCUCCGACACAGCCCAGAUUUUUUUUGAGGAUGUCUAUGUACCCAGGUCACACAUUAUUGGGGAAGAAGGUCAAGGAUUCUUGUAUCAAAUGCUGCAGUUUCAGGAGGAACGGUUGUUUGCCACAGCAACUUGUCUGGCUCCACUGGAGAAGAUGAUUGCAGAAACCAUUAACUACACCAGAGAAAGGAAGGUGUUUAACCAGCCACUGCUGAACAGUCAAAUCGUUCAUUUCACUCUGGCAGAACUAGCAGCAGAAGUGGAACUUUUGAGGUCGACCCUGUAUAGAACAAUAGCCCUGUAUGUAAAAGGACAGGACGUGACUAGACUUGCCUCCAUUUGCAAGCUGAAGGCCGGCAGGCUCGUACGGGAGGUGUCCGAUAAAUGUCUGCAGUUUUGGGGAGGGAUGGGCUACACCGAAGAUGUUAUAGUUAGCAGACUCUACAGAGAUUUGCGUCUGGUUUCCAUUGGAGGAGGAGCUGAUGAAGUCAUGCUGUCAAUCAUAUGCAAAUUCAUGAACACGCUACCCAAUCAGAGACGUCAGUAA
Messenger RNA from Candidula unifasciata, 1296 nucleotides. The record is from the annotation of a GenBank genome assembly. Lineage: Eukaryota; Metazoa; Mollusca; Gastropoda; Stylommatophora; Geomitridae.